This is a messenger RNA of Nannochloropsis gaditana CCMP526, 405 nucleotides long. RefSeq lists its product as uncharacterized. The transcript has 2 exons. The record is from RefSeq and is a predicted model, not a curated record. The coding region runs from base 19 to 405 and encodes 128 amino acids.
GACGAAUGGAAGAAGUUGAUGGAGGACUUAGCCGCGCAGGAGGAGGAAACAGGGGAGAGGCAAAGAGACCGCAUCUCCCCCCACCCUGCCUCCUAUACUACGAGAAGAGGAGGAAAGGAAGGGAAGGGACGGGAGGAGCAAGAGAUCCCGGGAGGGAAAGACGAGGACAUCCUGGCAGUGGUCCCCCCCAACACGCCAGAGGGCACUGUGCAUCGGACAAGCGUAGCCUCCCAGCUCGUGGGUAUUCUCCUUUUCCCCUUCGUGCUCCUUGGGGGCGCAACGGGGCGCUUGAGUGAGGCCCUCUCCUCGUCACCCUCACGCCUCAGCACUCUCGCCGCUUCCUCCGCUCCAUCUGAAGAGGAGGGAGAGGAGGGGGUUGACAUUCCUCCCCCCUCCCUUCAAUGA